UGUUCAACAUGCCCAAAGGGGUGCCGAAGGACCCAGAGAUAGCUGACCUGUUCUACAAAGAUGAUCCUGAGGAAAUAUUUGUGGGUUUACAUGAAAUUGGACAUGGAAGUUUUGGAGCAGUUUACUUUGCCACACAUUCCCACAGUAAUGAAGUGGUGGCAGUCAAGAAAAUGUCCUACAGUGGGAAGCAAACAAACGAGAAAUGGCAGGAUAUCAUCAAGGAAGUCAAGUUCCUACGGCAGCUGAAGCACCCCAACACCAUAGAGUACAAGGGCUGUUACUUGAAAGAGCACACUGCCUGGUUGGUGAUGGAAUACUGCUUAGGAUCGGCUUCUGAUUUACUAGAAGUUCACAAGAAACCACUUCAGGAAGUGGAGAUUGCUGCCAUUACCCAUGGUGCCUUGCAGGGGCUGGCCUACCUGCAUUCUCAUGCUAAGAUUCAUAGGGAUAUUAAAGCUGGAAAUAUUCUCCUAACGGAACCGGGUCAGGUGAAACUAGCUGAUUUUGGGUCUGCGUCUAUAGUCUCUCCUGCCAACUCCUUUGUGGGGACCCCUUACUGGAUGGCCCCAGAGGUGAUCUUGGCUAUGGACGAAGGACAGUACGAUGGGAAGGUGGACAUUUGGUCUCUUGGGAUCACAUGCAUUGAGUUAGCCGAACGGAAGCCUCCCCUUUUCAACAUGAAUGCAAUGAGUGCCUUAUAUCACAUAGCCCAGAAUGACUCCCCUACGUUACAGUCAAAUGAAUGGACGGACUCCUUUAGGGGAUUUGUUGAUUACUGCUUGCAGAAAAUACCUCAGGAAAGGCCAUCGUCAGCAGACCUGUUGCGGCAUGACUUUGUUCGCCGAGACCGGCCGCCCCGGGUCCUAAUUGACCUAAUACAAAGGACGAAAGAUGCUGUACGCGAGCUGGAUAACCUUCAGUACCGGAAAAUGAAGAAAAUCCUUUUCCAGGAGGCGCGGAACGGGCCGCUGACGGAGUCUCUGGAGGAGGAGGAGGACAGUGAGCAUGGAUCAAACCUGAAUCGGAAGAUGGACAGUCUGGGCAGCAACCAUUCCAUCCCGAGUAUGUCUGUGAGCACGGGCAGUCAGAGCAGCAGUGUGAACAGCAUGCAGGAGGUCAUGGAUGAGAGCAGCCCUGAACUGGUCAUGAUGCAUAACGAUGAGAGCACAAUUAAUUCCACGUCCUCUGUGGUGCACAAGAAGGAUCAUGUAUUUAUAAGGGAUGAGGUGGGCCACAGGGAUCACAGGCCUGAGCUGCGGCCUACCCAGUCAGUCCAGAAUCAGGCCCUCCACUACCGGAACCGAGAGCGCUUUGCCACAAUCAAAUCAGCAUCUUUGGUUACAAGACAGAUCCAUGAGCAUGAGCAGGAGAACGAGUUGCGGGAACAGAUGUCAGGUUAUAAGCGGAUGCGGCGCCAGCACCAGAAGCAGCUGAUCGCCCUGGAGAACAAGUUGAAGGCCGAGAUGGACGAGCACCGCCUCAAGCUGCAGAAGGAGGUGGAGACCCAUGCCAACAACUCGUCCAUUGAGCUGGAGAAGCUGGCCAAGAAGCAAGUGGCUAUCAUGGAGAAGGAGGCAAAGGUGACUGCAGCGGAUGAGAAGAAAUUCCAGCAACAGAUUUUGGCUCAGCAGAAGAAAGACCUGGCGACCUUUUUAGAAAGUCAGAAGAAGCAGUACAAGCUUUGCAAGGAAAAGAUUAAAGAGGAGAUGAAUGAGGACCACAGCACACCGAAAAAAGAGAAGCAAGAGCGAAUCUCCAAACACAAAGAGAAUCUGCAGCACACGCAGGCCGAAGAGGAGGCCCAUCUACUCAGCCAGCAGAGGCUCUUCUACGACAAAAACUGCCGCUUCUUCAGGCGAAAAACCAUGGUUAAGAGGCACGAGAUGGAGCAGCAGAACAUUCGGGAGGAAUUAAACAAGAAGCGGACCCAGAAAGAAAUGGAGCACGCCAUGCUGAUCCGGCACGAUGAGUCGACGCGCGAGCUGGAGUACAGGCAGCUGCAUACGCUGCAGAAGCUGCGGAUGGACCUGAUCCGUCUGCAGCACCAGACUGAGCUCGAGAACCAGCUGGAGUACAACAAGCGGAGGGAGAGGGAGCUGCACAGGAAACACUUCAUGGAACUCCGGCAGCAGCCAAAAAAUCUGAAGGCCAUGGAAAUGCAGAUCAAGAAGCAGUUCCAGGACACGUGCAAAGUGCAGACGAAGCAGUACAAGGCGCUCAAGAAUCACCAGCUGGAAGUUACUCCAAAGAGCGAGCACAAAACGAUCCUGAAGAGUCUGAAAGAUGAGCAGACGAGGAAGCUCGCCAUCCUGGCAGAGCAGUACGAGCAGAGCAUCAAUGAGAUGAUGGCUUCACAAGCCCUACGGCUGGAUGAGGCUCAAGAAGCAGAAUGCCAAGCCCUGAGGCUGCAGCUCCAGCAGGAGAUGGAGCUGCUGAACGCAUACCAGAGCAAAAUCAAGAUGCAGACGGAAGCACAGCAUGAACGAGAGCUCCAGAAGCUGGAGCAGAGGGUGUCUCUGCGCAGGGCCCAUCUCGAACAAAAGAUUGAAGAGGAGCUGGCUGCCCUCCAGAAGGAACGCAGCGAGAGGAUAAAGUUUCUGUUGGAAAGGCAAGAGCGAGAGAUUGAAACGUUUGACAUGGAAAGUCUGCGACUGGGCUUUGGGAAUUCGGUCACAUUAGAUUAUCCCAAGGAGGACUAUAGAUGAGAUUAAAUUUCUUUUGCCAUUUUCAAAAAAGCAAACAAACAAAAAAAUUAUGAAAAACCAACAUUCCCCAUGUUAACGGGCGUGCUCUCUCUCUUUCUGUCUCUUACUGACGUUGUGUCGGACUAGUGCCUGUACGUUCUUACUCGGUCAGGGCCCCUUCCCCUGCGUCAAGUGCCAGCGCUGGACAGCUCCUGGCCGUCUCUUUUCAUAGUACGUCACAGUAUUGAUGUCUCAGUGCAAUGAUGACAAAUGUUUCAGUGAAAGCUUUGGAGACGAUUUUAACGAAUCAAACAAAAGUGGAUGUCUGUUGCUUUUGAGCAAUCACUCAUUUUACCACCAAUCAAUGAAAGU
Molecule: messenger RNA, 3056 nt
Organism: Emys orbicularis (European pond turtle)
Lineage: Eukaryota; Metazoa; Chordata; Testudines; Emydidae
Gene: TAOK3
Product: TAO kinase 3
Exons: 19
Coding region: 9-2705 (898 amino acids)
Biological process (GO): protein phosphorylation; regulation of cytoskeleton organization
Cellular component (GO): cytoplasm
Molecular function (GO): protein serine/threonine kinase activity; ATP binding
Source: RefSeq, a predicted model, not a curated record